This is a messenger RNA of Abrus precatorius (Indian licorice), 3031 nucleotides long. Its product is annotated as K(+) efflux antiporter 3, chloroplastic. The record is from RefSeq and is a predicted model, not a curated record. Gene Ontology annotation, molecular function: antiporter activity. The transcript has 19 exons. Gene Ontology annotation, biological process: potassium ion transport; proton transmembrane transport. Bases 309 to 2783 code for a protein of 824 amino acids. NCBI's taxonomy places the organism in Eukaryota, Viridiplantae, Streptophyta, Magnoliopsida, Fabales, Fabaceae. Gene Ontology annotation, cellular component: membrane; chloroplast.
AAUGGUUGUGGUGUCAAAGCAUUCUCAUACGCUUUCCUUUAUCUAAUUAUUAUUCCAAACUCAUCUAAAACCUUUCUACGACGCUUUCGUUUUCUGUAAUGUUUUCUGUCUUUCACCUUGCUUCUUCCAACUUGUAUGUACGUGUUCCUUUAUCCACCUCUUUUUUUUGAGGUACCUAAGCAAAGUACACUCUAAAGAUAAUUUUUUCAUCUUUGUUUUCUCUCAACAAACUUCAAAUUCUAUCUGGGUGUAUAUAACACGAACAAACAAACACAAAUGAGCUUCCCCAAGUUGAGUUUUCUUGCUUCAUGAUCACUGCCACUAUGUUGGAGUCUUUAGCUUGUUGCCAAAGCUUUAAGGGAUAUGACCUCACCAAACAAAAGAGUCCUGGUUACUCUCAUGCUAUUUCACGAUUCUGUAGAAGUUCUAUUUUCAUGCUAUAUUCAGUUAACAAGCAAGUAUCGCCGUUAUCAGACGGUGCUGUUCGUGGGAGAUUUCAUAGGACUUCUGUUUCAGAACAUUUGUUUAAAAGGGGGCCUCUAAAUGUUCCAUCAUUUUCUGGCUGGAAAGGAAUCUAUUUUUCCAAGUAUAGGUCACUACAAUGGGAACGGCUACAGACAAAUGUAGCAUAUGAUGUUGCCGGUGCUGUUGAAGUCAUCAAUGAUCUAGGAUUGGAUACUCUUACUUUCUUGGGUGUGACUGUCUUAAUUGUGCCCACUUUCAAGUUACUCAGAGCCAGUCCUAUACUUGGUUUCUUCUGUGCUGGGGUGGUACUCAAUCAGUUUGGUUUAAUUAGAAACCUUACUGAUGUUAAAGUUUUGUCUGAAUGGGGGAUCCUUUUCUUGCUGUUUGAGAUGGGUUUAGAGCUUUCACUUGCACGUCUGAAAGCUCUUGCAAAAUAUGCCUUUGGUAUGGGAUUGGCUCAGGUUGUACUAUCUACCUUAGCAUUUACUGCUUUUGAACUUCCACCAAAUGGGGCUGUUGGAACAAAAAUUUUGGAGUUUCUUUUCCACUCAAGGCCUGAUCUGGUGAACAUCAGAAGUGUUGAUGAAGCUGUAGUGAUUGGUGCUGCACUCUCUCUUUCAUCCUCAGCAUUUGUUCUCCAGCUUCUUGCAGAAAAAGGUGAACUUCCUACAAGAUUUGGUUCAGCAACUCUUGGAAUACUUCUUUUGCAGGACUUAGCCGUUGUUCCCCUUUUAGUCAUACUUCCAAUAUUAGAGAGUCAGACUAUAUCUCAGGAGAGUAUUUGGCCCAUGCUUGCUCAAGAAAGUUUGAAGGCAUUAGGUGGAUUGGGUUUGCUUUCUCUUGGUGCAAAGUACAUUCUCAGAAGAGUUUUUGAGGUUGUUGCAGAUACAAGGAGCUCAGAGGCUUUUGUUGCUCUUUGCUUGCUGACUAUUGCUGGAACUUCACUAGUCACACAGAAUUUGGGCUUCAGUGACACGCUUGGAGCAUUUUUAGCUGGAGCAAUCUUAGCAGAGACAAAUUUCAGGACCCAGAUUGAAGCUGACAUAAGACCAUUUAGAGGCUUGCUGCUUGGUUUGUUUUUUCUUACUACGGGAACUUCAAUUGACAUGCAGCUCCUUCUGCGAGAGUGGCCAAAUGUACUUUCACUCUUGGGAGGUUUAAUUGCCAUCAAGACAUUGAUCAUAACUGCAAUUGGUCCUCGUGUUGGGCUUACCUUACAAGAAAGUGUAAGAAUAGGAUUGCUUCUAUCCCAAGGAGGCGAGUUUGGAUUUGUUGUUUUCUCUUUAGCAAAUAGGCUUGGGGUGCUUCCACUUGAGCUUAACAAGCUGCUCAUAAUUGUUGUUGUAUUGUCAAUGGCAUUAACCCCAUUUCUGAAUGAAGCUGGAAGAAGGGCUGCUAAUUUUAUUGAAGACAAAUUUGAUGCUGAAAAUAAACAAAAAAUUUCUGAGACGGUUAACUAUGAUGCUAGUGAACCUGUUGUUAUCCUUGGAUUUGGACAAAUGGGCCAGGUCCUUGCAAAUUUCCUGUCCAAUCCAUUGGCUACAGGAGGAGAUAGUGAUGCAGUAGGAUGGCCUUAUGUGGCAUUUGAUCUUGACCCCACAGUAGUAAAGACUGCUAGAGAACUUGGUUUUCCCAUUCUCUAUGGGGAUGGAUCGCGUCCUGAUGUUCUUCAUUCUGCUGGUAUUCAUUCCCCUAAAGCUAUUAUGAUUAUGUACACUGGGAAGAAGAAGACAAUUGAAGCUGUUCAGAGGCUAAGAUUGAUUUUUCCUGCAAUCCCAAUAUAUGCCAGAGCUCGAGAUCUCAAGCAUCUUUUAGAUCUUAAGAAAGCAGGCGCAACAGACGCCAUUUUGGAAAAUGCUGAGACUAGCUUGCAUCUGGGUUCUAAGCUGCUGAAAGGCCUUGGUGUAAUGUCUGAUGAUGUAGCAUUUUUGAGUCAGCUUAUUAGAGAUUCCAUGGAGUUCCAAGCUCAAGAAGCAGUCACCCAGUCUGAAUAUCGCGAAUUAGAUAUUAUGAAACCGCUGCAGGUGAAAGUUGCUGACAUGAAGGAGACACGUGUACCAGUGGCAACAACUACACCAGAAUCUGAAUUGUUGGAACUGAACCAGAAAGAUCAAGCUUCUUUGGUUACAAUUCAGAAGGAAGUAAAUCCUGAAGAGCAAGAUCAUGAACUAAAUCAAGCUGUGAAUUUAGAAGGAAAUGGUGUUUUACUUAGCAAACAAGGUACUGAAGAAAGCUCAAUAGUUGGAUCACAAGAUUUAAGACCGAAGAGUCAAGUAGACCCUUCAAUCACUUCACACACUGCCACAGAGGAACCCUAAUUAGGGCUUCUUCCCAUUAAUUUUGCUCCUCUAACCCUAUAGCUUCUGAAAGAUUCACGAAGUUGUCAUUUUUAUAGCAGAGCUAACAAUAUAUAUAUAUAGUUAACAUCUCAAUUCAAGAGAGUUUGUAGAACAGCAUCAUUCCAACUCAGAUGCUCUUUUCAAUUCUUUGAAAAUCACAAAUGUAUAGUAAUUUAAUACCAUGAGAAUAAUUUUUACUUAUUGCACACGCCCAUAAACAGUUUAAG